UACAGUUGUAUGUGCAAUGUGUGACAAAGAUGCGAACUCACAGUUCUUCGUAAACGUCACGCAAGUGUUUUUCAAGAAAUAAAAUUUCUAGAAACUCUUUAGUAAAAUUCAUUUUGACGUUCAACACGAAUCCGAUAAGAAGGUCCAUACUUGUACUUCUCAUGAUGACCUCUACUCUGAUCUACAUAAAGAUGAAAACUUUCGUCACUAAUACAUUGUCAUCAACUUUGCUAAAAGCGGAGAGUUUUAUAUAUGAUUAACGUCGUGAAUAAUAUCGAUUUAUAUCUUUAGAUUAAACUUUAAGAAUUGUUUGAUUAAUUUCUUGAUCACGAUCGUCGAUACACUAUUUCAAAACGUACAUUUGUACGGGUAUAAAUAUGUACAUAUAUAUAAAGAUUUGAAAAUUAUAAAUUUAUUCCAGUGUAUAAUUAGCAUAAAAUUAUCACGAAGUCGCGAACAUUGUUUUUGUAAUAAUCAUGAUUACAAAUGAUAAAAUUGUACAUGUAUCAGUUUUGGAGAUAGUUAAAUUACAUCUUCUUUCUUUUGUGUAUGGCUUGUGCUUAAUAGUGAAAAGAUUUCCUAAAUGGGUCUGGAAUCCCAAGAAGUUUUUCAUGAUGCAACAACGAGAUAAACCUCCACUUUGUCUCGUAGACAAUAAUUUAGGAACUCAUUCUUAUGUAAAAAUCAAGGGUGUAAAGUUCCACUAUGUAGAAGCUGGAAAUAAAAAUGAUCCACUUAUAUUACUCUUACAUGGAUUUCCUGAUUGUUGGUUGUCUUGGAGAGAACAAAUACCAUGUCUUGCUCAACAUUAUAGAGUAAUAGCAAUAGAUUUGAAGGGGUUUGGAGACAGUGAUAAGCCAGCAGCUAAAAGUUAUUAUAAAAUACAAAUUUUGAUUGAAGAAUUGAAACAAUUUAUUUUAACUUUCGGAGUAAAACAAUGCAGCAUAAUUGGUCACGAUUUAGGAGGACUUUUAGGAUGGUAUAUGGUGGCACUAUAUGGGGAUAUGAUUCAUAAAUUUAUUGCAAUUUCGUGUCCACACCCUAAUUUUUAUUGGAAUAGGACACCUGGAGAUUCCAUUUUUGAUUUAAAAUGGAUACAUUUCAGUAGAUUACCAUUUCUACCUGAGAUUGAUGCUCUUAAAGAAGAUUUAUCAAUCAUAAAUGAUGCAUUUCAACAUCUUCAACUAAAUAAUACAAACAGUGAGAAAGAUUAUGUAGAGGCUUAUAAGUAUACAUUUAGUAGGAAAGAGGAUUGGACAGGUGCAAUCAAUUACUAUCGAAAUCUUCCAUUUAUAAGACUUAAUACAGAUACUUGUGAUCAAAUUUCUACUAAAACUUUACUUAUAAUUGGAAAUAUGGAUCCAAUUGUAACAAUAGAGAGUAUUGUACAAAGUUCUGAAUAUAUUAAAAACUUUAAUGUGAAAAUGAUCUUAGGAGCACAACAUUUUCCACACCAACAAAAACCAGACGUAGUAAACGAAGCAAUCAAGCUUUUUAUGGGUACAACAACUCAUGUAGAAAAACCAUCAUCUAAGAAUAUUAUGUCUUCGUGGCUUGGAUCUCUUAGUAAUACUGUCAAGUAUGGUAACCAUAUGUUUGAUGCUGUUCAUAAAAAGACUAGUGGAGUAGUUAAUGUUCUACCUAACAAAGUAUUUUACUUAGGUCAAACUACAAGCUAAAUUAUAUUUAUAUCUCUAUUAAAGUGUAAAACCCACCAAAAUCUCAA
Messenger RNA from Frieseomelitta varia, 1726 nucleotides. Its product is annotated as epoxide hydrolase 4-like. Gene Ontology annotation, molecular function: hydrolase activity. The record is from RefSeq and is a predicted model, not a curated record. Bases 477 to 1679 code for a protein of 400 amino acids. Lineage: Eukaryota; Metazoa; Arthropoda; Insecta; Hymenoptera; Apidae. The transcript has 6 exons.